Protopolystoma xenopodis is the source of this 1068-nucleotide messenger RNA. The record is from the annotation of a GenBank genome assembly. NCBI's taxonomy places the organism in Eukaryota, Metazoa, Platyhelminthes, Monogenea, Polystomatidea, Polystomatidae.
AUGAGCCGUGGCCCCAAACCAUCACCAUUGCCCUCUUCUCGCCCAGUUACAUUGCCGCACCAACUUUUGGCGUUUUCACACGGACCACACACGAACUCACAUCCUCUUCAGGCUUCCCCAACCUCGCCUUUAAACUGGUUUACAUGCUCUCCAUCUAUAUCUUCUUUGUUUAACCCUGGCUCCAUCGCUGUCUCAUCAACUUCUUCCUCAUCUUCUAGUUCGUGUCUAUCAGCAAAGCCUGGUACCCUCACUUCUAUUUCUCCCGAUCGACUGCCUGCGAUUUCCCCAAAAUCUAAUAAGAGUUCGACUCAUCAUGCUCAACAGAUAAUCUCUUCUGUUACAUCCUGUCAGACGGCUCGAUUAGGACUAAAUGGUAAUGAAAACAUCAGCGUUAACGAGGAUGACGAUAGUCGCUCUCACCGCUACUGCUUGCGUCCCCUUCCAUGUUGCAAGCAGGGCGGUAUGCCAUCUUUAGAGAGUACCGGGGUGAUAGCUUCUGAAACUGCAGAAAAGUCGGGACUUGGUGAAACUGACUAUCUAUUCUGGCACUUGCUAUCGUCUGCAGAAAGCCGAGGCCAGGAGAACCGUCCGACGUCACUCCCCUCCGGCAGGGUGGAAGUGGAUGAGGCAAAGGGUGAGGAAGAGUUAGCUGUGGAGAAGAUGGGAGGGGAUCAGAAAACUGCUGACUCUGCUAUGGCUAAUUAUUCUACUGGAGACAGAAGACGUUUGGGCUCCGGGGAUAACCCUAACCCUGAUAAACUAGUAAAUGGUUUAGAAGUAAAAAGGACUUGGAGAGAAAGUGGAUCAAACAAGGGUACAGCUACAGCCGGCUCUGUGAGGCAAGGUGCUCUAGUGGAUUGUGAUGUAAACGAGAAUGGAUUCAAACAGCCGGAUGAGGAGAAUAAUAAGAAAAUGGAGGAUAAAGAAGAUGAUUCUGGAGGUGACCAAAGUGUCUGUGAUUCUAGAUGCGAAGGCAGAGGAAUACCUACGUCACGACUUUCUUGGGAGGCACCAAUUGGGAUGCCGGAGAACCCGAGCACUCGGCGGUUCACUGGCAAGCGCAAGUGA